UUCGCCGGAUCAUCAGGAUUAGGGCCACUAGUGGGUCGUCCUGAAGUCUGGACUAGCUUCUUAAUUUCCUGUUUCGGCACAUCAGGAUGAUGAUCUGCAUGCUCGUCCGUUACUAGAAACAUCUUCUACUGAACGAGAUCCUCCAAGCUUAAACGAUCACCGAUCGAGAGCGAGGCACAGGUGAGCCAUUGCAUGGCCCCAUCGUCUGACCUUGGCGACGCCGCCCCUUUGUGCCGUGUGUGCUCCGGCAACCAUGCCUUGCACCGGCAGCCGGCUCCACCAUCGAUCUUUGCGUGGCUAGGCUACACGCUAGAGUGUACAAUAAUUAAAAUUAAAUACUCUAAUGACAUACUACUCUCUACAGUGCAUGGAGUUCUAGAGGUUACUAUAUAUGCCCAAGUCCCAAGUGCUGGCCAAGAGGUCCUUUUCCUCAAAUUAAUUCUGGCAUUUUGAUCUAGCGCAUUCCUGCCGUUUCCUUCCACAGUAGUAGCAGCAGUUAAUCAUCCGGGAGCCCGCGCGAGGCCUGGCCUGCUGUCAUCAGAUUUAAAAUGACAGUGACCCGCUCCCCUUCCUCUCCGUUCUGCUCCGCCGCGAUCAAAAUUCUUUCCCUCCCUUUCGCUUCACGACCAAGCCUCCUAGCUAGCUUCCUCUCCCCGCCCGAACGCCAAGGAUCUGUCGCUCCAAGCUUCCCAAUACCGACGCCACCGCACCGAUCGCAGCAACCUAGCUACCGAGACCCCGAACAAACACACAGCCUCGGGACAACGCAAGAGGCGCGCGCGCGCGCGCGUCGUCCGCAAUGGCGGAGGCGGCGGCCGGCACGGCUCCAGCGCAGCAGCAGCAGCAGGCUGCUGCUAGAGUAGCUACGACGACGGCGGCGGCAGCCAGCGACGUCUCCGUGUCCGCGUGGCUGCAGCAGGUGCUGGCGCUGCUGUUCCCGUCCAGCCUGGCCGCGAAGGCGGCGCUGUUCGCGCUGGUGGUGGCGCUGCUGCCGCUGCUGCCGUCGGGGCAGGCGCAGGAGGCGCCCAGGAUCUGGGAGCUGCCGCACCUCCUCCUGCUCGGCAUCAUCCUCUCCUACGGCGUCUUCGGCCAGAAGAACGCCGACGACGGCGCCGAGGUGGCCGCCGCGGCGGCGGGAGCGGCUGCCGACGACGCCAAGCUGCUGCCCGGCGUCGUCGACGACGAGGCGGCGGUGGAGGCCUACGUCUCGCAGAUGAUGCGGGGCCCGCUGGUCUUCGAGGAAAACGACGGCGGCGGCGACGAUGUCGAUGGCGCCAGCAACGAUGGCGGCGUCCAGCAGGCGUGGAGCUCGCAGUACCUUGCAGACGACCCGCUCGUGGUCGUCGCGGACACUUCGGCGCCAGGGACGACCACCAGCGGCAACGGCGUCAUCACCGACACGGGCGAGAAACCACUCCUCCUGCCCGUGAGGAAGCUGAAGCCAGCGGCGGCCGAGGAGUCGGCGCCGGCGGCGACACCAGCAGGGGAUAUGAUGAUGAGCGACGGCAGCGGCAUUGAGGAGGAGGAAGAAGAAGAAUUGCUCCUAGCUCCCAAGGCGGGACCGGGAUCGGGAUACGACGUCGUGCGCGAGCACGCCAUCCCUUCGCCGUCCUCCGUCCUCGACGCCGACCUGACGCUCUCGCCGUCCUCGCCGCCUCUGCUCCCGCCUCCCCCACCUCCACCGCCGCCGCCGUUUCUCGGCCGCGGGCGACGACGCGGCCUCCUGAAGGCCAAGGCGAGGAGCUUCAACGAAUUUGGAGCACUUAGUCGUGGCGACCGGAGCCCGAACGCAAAUUUGGGCUCCGCGGGCAGCAAGCAGUUCCGGUCCAGAUCCGCGGUGCAAGCGACGAGGAGGAGCGCCUUCGGCCGCCGCUACGAUCCUGUAGUGCCCAUCGACGACGAAGCAGACGACGAGACGUUGCGUGAUGAGAUGGUUGCGGCGUCGGACAUCAGCUCGUUCAGCAGUGAUCUCGACGACGAUGACACCAUCAUCAAGGAGGAGGAAAACAGCUGCGAAGAUAACGGGGUGGACGAGGACGAUGAGGACGGCAACUCGUGCGACGAGGAGCUCUUUGAGCUGGCGAUGAGGCCAGGACCGGAGACGGAGACGGAGACGGAGACGGAGGUGGAGGACGAGGUGGACAGGAAGGCCGACGAGUUCAUAGCCAAGUUCAGGGAGCAGAUUAGGAUGCAGAGGGUCGAGCCGGCCAGGAGAUGACCCACCGAUCGAACACGUCCGACAAAGUGUUUACAGGCACAGGCAACAGGCUCACAGUUAGCCUCCCUCGUGCAGUGUAUGAUAGCGUGAUAUUUCCUUUUACGUUUGUCUUUUCAUUUUGGGUGUCGUAAUGUAAUUACAGCCUCAACAGCGGUGUAAAUUAACAACAUAGACCCGGGGCUCCUAUCUCAUUUGAAUUAUCUUUUUUUCGUGUACUAA
This is a messenger RNA of Sorghum bicolor (sorghum), 2437 nucleotides long. RefSeq lists its product as uncharacterized. Bases 800 to 2218 code for a protein of 472 amino acids. NCBI's taxonomy places the organism in Eukaryota, Viridiplantae, Streptophyta, Magnoliopsida, Poales, Poaceae. The record is from RefSeq and is a predicted model, not a curated record. The transcript has a single exon.